Messenger RNA from Dicentrarchus labrax (European seabass), 5670 nucleotides. RefSeq names its product shootin 1 (gene shtn1). The transcript is spliced from 16 exons. NCBI's taxonomy places the organism in Eukaryota, Metazoa, Chordata, Actinopteri, Moronidae. The record is from RefSeq and is a predicted model, not a curated record. The coding region runs from base 48 to 1565 and encodes 505 amino acids.
CGCGGGGGAGCACUUCCUGUUGAACUUUGGCUCCAGGUGUUCUCGCUAUGGCUGCAGAGGAGCUGGAUAAAGUCAGUGUCAUUGCAGAGCUGUCUAACCGAGCCCUAGAGGAGUAUGAGGGCCUGCAGAGGAAACAUGACACAGCAACCAUGGAGUGCAAGAGGCUGGAGGAGGAGAGAGACGAGGCCAUCAAGAAGCUCAAUGAGUUCCAGCAAGUUUCUCAGAUGGUCUUUGAAGAGGUCAGUGCCAUUCAGGAGAACCUGGAGAUCGAGAGGACAUGCAGAGAAAGUGCUGAAGCACUGGCCUCCAAGUUAAACCGUCAGAACCGCUCUCUGAAGAGGAAGAGCAUGAUGCUGCUGUCCCACAUCAGCCCAGAGACCAUCACAGAGAUCAACCUUGAGGAUGAAGAAGACGAGGAGGAGAGUGAGGAGCUACAGGUAGCCAGCAAUGUCUGCCUCUCCUCCCAGUGCCAGACCAUCAUCUCAGAGCUACAAAAUAAGUUAGAGGUGACACUAAAGGAGAAAAGUCAAGCAGUCACUGAUCUUGAGGCAGUAAGAGAACAACUGAGAGAAACCAGAGAAAAACUGCUGAAAGAGAAACAUGAUAACACUGUCUUAAUUGCUGAGACAGUGCAGCAAAAGAAGCUCCUAGGGAAAUAUAACAGAGUGUCUCAGUUCGCUGUGGAGGAAUUUGAGGCCUUACAGGACACCUUGAACCUGGAGAGGGACUUGAGGACAGAGGCAGAGAACUUUGCCAGAGCGAUGGUGGUUGAACAAAAGCAGCUGAAGAGACAGAGUCAGAUCCUGAUGCAGAGCUCCUCACCCAGUCAAGCUCUGCAGGAAGCCCUUAGCCGGGUCACCAGACUGACUCAGGAUCUGGAGACACAGAGGCUGGAGCAUCAGCACCAGAUAGAGCAGAUCGAAGACAGGCUGAGGAGCUGUGAGACUCAGAGGGAACUGUCUGCAUUGAAGCGUAAACUGGAGCUCAUGGAGGAGGAGAAGAGUGAUUACAGUGACAAAUGCUCCAAGGCUGAAGUGGAGGUCAAGGAUCUGCGGUUUACAGUUGAGGAGCUCCAGAAGAAGCUGCAGGCAGCUACCAAUCCUCCCCCAGCUCCAGCACCUCCGCCUCCCCCACCACCUCCACCUCCUCCGGCCCCUCCAGCUUCCAACCCGCUCAGUUCGCUGUUGUCAUUGAUCCGAAAGAGAAGAGAUGUUAAUACUGACAUCCCACUGGUGGACCAGGACUCUGCCAAGACACCAGAGGUGGACAUCAAGCAGCAGGCAGUGGAGGAAAUGAUGCAAAGGAUCAAGAAAGGCGUUCAACUACGGCCUGUCAGCCAGUCACCUAAUAGGACCAGGAGACAGCAGAUGGAGAGGCUGCCCUCUAAUUCUGCCUAUCAGCAACUUAAAGGAAUCAUGGAGAAUUUCAAUAGAUCCUCCCCCCAACCGAAGGCAGAGUCUCCAUCAAACAGCCAAGAUAAGGAGCUGCAGAGGAUCCUGCUGAGACGGCGGGACGCACUGGAGUCCCAGCACAGUCCCCAUCCCGUCCUGUCCCCUGCAGUGUGAGGACUGUCACCAGGCUGAGGUUCUACCUGAGACUGGAUGUGACCAACGGAAGAUCGCAUUAUGCAAAAAUAAUGUCCAUCUUGACAUUUUACUGUGUGUACACUAUGCAUUUAUAAUAAUCAUAUUACUGUAUAAUGAUGAAUCAGUGAUACACUCAGGACAUGGGUCCUGAGCUGAUUUCAAAAUCAGAAACAGAAAAACCAGAGCAGACAUCCAGGCUGUGAAUCAAGUCAGAGCUUGCAUAGCACAUCCACUAAAGCAGUGGUUCCCAUCUGGGGGUCGGGAGUCACUACUCAAUGAUAGAAAAGGCUCCCUUGAGGAAAAAGGUUGGGAACCAAUGUACUACAGGGCCACCCACACCAAGCUUUAUAAUAACAAUAUAUAAGAACAAUAACUCUAAAUAUAUCUUUAUAUAUAUCAUUCCACACCACAACUAUAACAACAACGACAGUGGCCAACAAUAUCUUCCAGAGCGAUUUGAUCAAUGAUAUUGUGGUAUACAACCUUAUAAACUCUCAUAACAGAGUGUGGAUUGUCCUCUCAUCUUUGAAGAACUUUGUGAACCCAGAUGUUUCUCUGUGCAACGUACAACACUAACAGCUCAUCGGUAUCGGUCCCUCCAGGAUGUUACUGGCUUUGUUGGGGAUUCCUGCAACCUAGAAUGCAUUAUGUCGCAGCAGCUUUUCAAAAACGUUGUGAUGCACAUUGCAGUGUUUUCAGUUAUUUUUUGCAAUGAAAUUGUGGGAGAAAGUGACAUUUGCAAAAAUGGUUACUAGUUAAUAAUUAAGUUAGAAUAAAAUAUUUUUUAGGGGGGGAUUGCUAUGAUUGGGGAAAUGAUGAGCGUGUUGGGGCCACUUUUUACACGUUAUUGUUCAUCAGUGUGAAUGCUCACAUCGUUAAAGUUACUGUUCUUGGUGUGAAUGGCCCUUUAGAGUGUGUCAGUCAUUUACAUAGGCCAUUUCAUAUCAGUGGCAUGAAAGACGUAUAUCCCACACCACUUUUCCAGUCUUCAUUCAGCUCUGAUAGCGAAGGUAAAGCCCAGCUUAUUGUCUGCACUGCCAGGCACAUUGGAGCAGGUUGUGCAGCCUUGAGCGUUUUUCAAAGCAAAGUAUGUCUCUGAUUUGUUCUGUCUAGACCAGUGUUAACCUUGUAGCCUCCCAGUGAGCAAUUACAGGCCACUACACCCCCCAACUUUCUUAGGCCACCAUUUUAUGUAGGGCACUGCCUCCCCUCGGCUGCAUCCAUGCUGCAGUUUGUACUACCUGUGCUGCUGGAUAACACUGUUAGACCCAAAACAGACCAUCUUCUGUCUUUCUUUUAGAGACCGUUGCUCUAAAAGAAAGCUAGAAAUAUAAAAGUUUGGUUAAAAGUUGACAUGGUAAAACUUCCUUACCUCAUAUUGUUGUUGGCUCUGUUCCCGCUGUUGUUGGGGGGUGGUUCAGACAUUUUCUGUCAGAAUUGGUUUUCCUACAAAAUCCACUUUUUGCUACUGAAACAUGAUUCAUGUUUUCAUUGUUCUGUUUAGCUAAAGAUUCUAGAAAGAUCUGGUCUCGGUUAAAUAUUAAAAACUUAAUUCGGAUUCGUAACGAACCUGAGAUGCUUCGUCAGGAACCCUGCAUUACUGCAGAAACAAUCAUCGUUGAAACAAAACCCAGGCAUUUCCCCAUCAAAAUGCAUGUGGCAAAAUUACAAUACAGAUAAAUACAAAGGUUGGACUCAGUAUGUCCAGCUUAGUCUGAGCUCUCCUCCAGCUGUAACUUCUCUGUAAAUACAAUGAAAACUCCAGAACUUUGUGUAAGAAACUGCUGUUUUUGUGUUUAAAUCUGGGUAAAUAAAACUAAAAGUCUUAAGUGACAAGACUGAAAACCACCAAGUAUUUCAGCGAGUCCAGAAAUGCAUAACACUUCACCACUGGCUCUUUUGUAACAGUGUUCAAGUGUCUUUGGUGGAUUUAGUGGAUUUUUCCUUUAAGCCUCUGUCAGAGGUGGGUGUUAGUCAGGUAUGGAGCAGAGGAUCAGCCUGUGCCCUUUGAAAACCACAAUGACUGUGCCGGUGAUUUAACCACAAUGGUGGGCCACUCGCAUGUUGUUUUGUUUUCCCUCGACACCUGCCCAAAUUUCCCAGACACUUCCUUGAGUGAGGGAUUGAAACACGAGAGCUGUGAACUGUGGGUGAUGUCCGUCACCUAUUGUGCGCUGCCUUUAAUUAAAGCUUUAGGCUUCAUUUAGCACUGAGGUGCAAUUUCCAGCUCCCAAUCCCCCUGAACAGAGAGUGGAGGAAAUGUCAUUGUGGCUCCAAGUCUCUCUUCUAACCAGAUUCAUCAGCAGCAGGCUUCAAAGACAACAGAGGACCUUGUGGAAACAGGAAAUGGUCUGUGAGGAGAUUCGAUAAACUAAUCAGUUGUGCAUUUUUCCUCCAUUUUCUCAUGACCAAAGUAGCACGAGGAUGUGUGAAUUAUCUUGGCACGACAUCUUGGAGGGUAAAGUGUCAGGCGUAAAAUGGAAAAAGAAGCGAAGGCCUUCGUAUUGAUUUCUUCUCACAUCCUCCAUAUUUGUAUCUAAUGAGGCUCUUCUAGUUUAGGCUGUCCUGUGUACAAGUCAGUCGCUGAUUCAGAGGAGGAGUUCAGUGUCCUUCUGUUGUCUUGCUCUUCCUUCCCUCAGCAGAAACAAAGUCAAUGACCAGCUCAAUUCCUUCCUCUGCCAUCUGCUCCAUCCGCCGGGCUCGCUGAUGUUGAUUGACAGACGGUACACACACCGCCGAUCGAGUCAAAACAUGUAAUUACACAAGCCAUGCUGUGUCCUUUUCUAUCCUCAGCUCGUCGUCCGCUACCAGCCCAUUCGUAGCUCUCCAUCCAUCUCCUCCAUUUUCCCUCGCCAUCGGCCGAUACAAUAUAAUGUUUUGUUGUUUUUGUAUUUUUGUCCCUUCAGGGACCAGCAAUUAGGGAGGUCCUUUUAGUGUGUCUGGGAAACACUUAAUUUGACCUAUUUUGUUAGUCAUUUCAUUUAUUUUCCCAAACACAGUAAUUGCCUGCCAGGGAGCCUCAGUGGAGACGCCGCUGUGUGUCCGGCCUCGGCUUGCACGUUUCAUUGAUUAGAGGUUGUCUUCACAUCCCGACAUUUACAGCAAGACGUAGUGUAAGCUGCCAGCAAACUGAGAAACCAAACAGAAUGAGAAUAAUGAAGAGCUAGCAGAAUAUUGGUUAUUUAAUUAAUUUGCCAUUAAAGUAUGCAUGAAAUUUAUAGAAAAUAAAGCACCUGUAUUACCUAGGAAUAUAAAAAUAGAAAUUAAUGUAAACUGGGGUAAGUUAGGUGAAACUUAAGAAAAAAUAAAUAGUUGUUUAGAUGUAAUAGAUGGUUACCAGCUGGUUUCUAUCAGCGUCUUCGUUCUAAAUUGUCAUUUCUAGCAUCGAAAAGUUCAGCAGCACUAUUGUGGUGUCAGCCAGAUUGGUCUGUUUAAUAGAAAAGAGACGUGAAUGAGGGAUAACUCACUUGACAGGCCCAUUGAUGCAGCUGUAUGUGGCUGGUACACAAAGCACUUGUGAAGCUCCUCCAUUUCCCACUGUAUACAAGCAGCCUUUUUUCUGUGCUGUGGGCCGGGCGGAUGCUCCUCCAGGCCUCUCCUCUCCUGUUUUUACACACUGACAAAAUCAUUUCCUCCAGGAACUGAGGAGCCAUGAGAGGGGUCAGCGAGGGUGCUGACCAGUUAUGAAGGGCCUUUACCUCACACGUCCCGAACACACAGGAGACAGGCUUUGUCGGACAACACUGACAUGGCUGUGUGUGUGUGUGUGUGUGUGUGUGUGUGUGUGUGUGUGUGUGUGUGUGUGUGUGUGUUUUCUGGCAUUUAUCCUCCCACGGCUUCUUGUAGCCUUUUAUUAUCCAGUUCUCUUAAAGCACAGAGCUUCCGCCGGCCAAAUGAGCACAAUGAAUCCAGAAGUAUUUGAAUUUUUCUUAAAUCAAUUUGUUAAUAUACUGUUUGAGUGUUGUCCUUUAUAGGUGUAUGAUAUGAAGCCACAGUCCAACUGUAAUGUAAGAUUUGAGAAUUUGAUUUAUUAAUUUACUAUCACAAAGGUCUUAUGUUCUACAUUAAAGUCUGUAUGACUGAG